Messenger RNA from Serinus canaria (Common canary), 3727 nucleotides. It is a transcript of the gene UNC50, whose product is annotated as unc-50 inner nuclear membrane RNA binding protein. Gene Ontology annotation, cellular component: Golgi membrane. Lineage: Eukaryota; Metazoa; Chordata; Aves; Passeriformes; Fringillidae. Bases 147 to 806 code for a protein of 219 amino acids. The transcript has 6 exons. The record is from RefSeq and is a predicted model, not a curated record.
CCGGCGGGGGCAGGAAGAGACGGGGCGGCUCCGGGAAGGAUCCCGAGCGCCUGCGCUGCGGACGGUGCCGGAAGGCUGCGGGAGGCGGCCGCCGUGGCGGUGCCGGGCAGGGCGGAGGUCGCGCCGCGGGCCGGGGCAGCAGCAAAAUGCUGCCAACCACGCUGGGUAAUUCUGGGAGCCAGGGCAAUGGUGUGCUGAGCCGCAGAGAUGCUGCGAGGCACACGGCCGGAGCAAAACGCUACAAGUACCUCCGGAGGCUCUUCCACUUCCGACAGAUGGACUUCGAGUUUGCGCUCUGGCAGAUGCUUUACCUGUUCACUUCACCACAGAGGGUUUACAGGAACUUUCACUACAGAAAACAGACAAAGGACCAAUGGGCAAGAGAUGAUCCCGCUUUCCUUGUGCUACUCAGUAUCUGGCUCUGCGUGUCUACUGUAGGAUUUGGAUUUGUGUUGGACAUGGGCUUUUUUGAAACAAUAAAACUGCUACUUUGGGUUGUAUUCAUAGACUGCGUAGGCGUGGGGCUCCUGAUUGCAACUCUGAUGUGGUUCAUUUCAAAUAAGUACUUAGUGAAGCAGCAGAACAGAGAUUAUGAUGUGGAGUGGGGAUAUGCCUUUGAUGUACAUCUGAAUGCUUUCUACCCUCUUCUAGUCAUUCUGCAUUUUAUCCAGCUGUUCUUCAUCAACUAUGUCAUCAUAUCUGAUUCUGUCAUUGGGUAUUUUGUUGGGAAUACGUUAUGGCUGAUUGCAAUCGGCUAUUACAUCUACGUGACAUUCCUGGGAUACAGUGGAAUCCUACAUCACUGAUCAUCCACUUCAGCUCAACAGAAAAAAUACUUCAUAUUUAGUGCCUGUGGUUUGAUACCAUUGAAGGACUCGGGGCCUGUGUACCUUCCUUUUAGAGAUAAUAACGGUUUUCCCCUUGAAAAAAGGCUUCUUAAAAUUAAGCUACUUCAACUUCCAGCAGUUCACUGUUUACAGCAGAACUUAGCAAAACCCUUUAGAGACUUCUAAGGUCAGAAAGGUGACACUCAAGGACUAAUUCACCAGGUCUCCAUGGGCUGUGUGUUGUACAUCAGCAAUCAAUGCUAGCCUGAAAACACCAGUUGUUUAAUAGCUUUUCAGCCUUAUGCUGGUGAUUGUAAAGAUGAUUUAAAAAUACAAUGACUUUUUUUUUUUCCUCCCUUUCUAGCUAGAGUUACUUGUUCUAGCUUUUUCAGAAUACAUCCUUCCUAGUAAGAACAAAUGUAGAACCUUGGGUUCAUAUAUUCUAGGGGAGCAAGGCUUAAGAGCAUUUCAUUUUUCUUUUCCCCUAUGAGACUAAAAUAAUACUUUCCAAGUUGGAGGGGAACUACAAACUACUGAUACUUCAUCUGGAGCAAGUACUUCCAACAAAAUACAGAGAUUACUGAAAUUAUAAUAUAUCUGGGAAAAAAAAAAACCAAACAAACUGGUACACAGUUUCCAAAUGUUUCCAAAGACUAAUCACAGGUCAGCUCAUUCAAGGAACUGUGUUUCACACAGGCAAAGUAUAAAUCGCUUUGCUCUAAACUGACUCAAGGUAUUUAAAAACUGCUUCAAAACAGCUAGACAAGCAGUGAUACAACAGGAGACUCCAGUCUUUUCUUGGUCCAUGAAUCACAUCUAUCUGAAUUUUUCUAAUCCAUCUUUAAGUACAAAAAAAAAAAAAAAGAAUAUAUCCAUAGGAAUUUUUUCCAUCAAUGAAAACACACAAUUGAGAUGCCUGCAAAAGCUCAAAGCCUUAUACAGUGCUUUAGAAACACUCUAAUUAUCACAUCCUGUUCACAUUAUUUACAAAGUGUUCAGUAGCAUGACCCACUGAAUGAGCAAAGCAAGAUUAUACUGGCAGUCUUGUGUUUUCUUGGUCCCAAGCAAUCCUGAUCAGCUCAAAAAAGCAAAUGUUCACAUCAGCCAGGCUGUUAGGCAUCCAGUAUAAGAAGUUCAUUUGCCCAGGUAAUGCAGGUUUCUGGCUAUACCUUUGGUUUCACAAAAGUUUGCUUUUCUGGAGCUUUAACAGCAUCAGAAGGAGCUAACAGGAAUAUAGGAUAGUGCAGUUUUUUUCCAAACACUUUCCAUUAUUGGAUAUCUCUUAAGAUUCAGCGGCCUCACGGGGAUUUUGAAGGUGACAACAAAAGUAACUUUAAAUACAUGUAGGGGAGAACUCCCUCAAAACAGGUAAUAGGUUUAAGAUGCUGUUUAAGGGACAAUAUUAUCUUGUGAUAAUAUUGUCCCUUACAAUGGAGAUGUGCGGGAAACACCCGCCUGCUGGUGCAGACCCAGUCAGAAACAGUACCCAAGCUAAAAACUGAUGAGCCAAACAGCCCAGGUGUUCUUACUUCACCAUACUUCCACGAAGGAGUCUUGCACCACUUUAGCCUGAUUUGGAACUUAAAAGUACUAAGCCGAAAAGAGCUGUCUGCAGAAAUAAUCUACCUGAUUACACCAACUCUGAAUAUACCUGAAUCUAUAAAAUAUAAUUUGUAUUGAUAAUGUGGCACAUUUAUCUAGAGAGCCUGUAAGCUCUCAGGAACAUUGAAAGUAUUGAAACAGCCCAGAGUAUUUUUAACUCCUGCUACUACAAUGUAAUAAAAAUGCAUCAAUCUUUAGAAAACAACCCACAUUUUACCACAGACUAGUUAAAUUUGUUGUCUUGGAUCUUCUCAACAUUUUUGAAAACUAAAUAUACUACUAACCAAUCUUGCAAUCAAUGUGGUAAGGGUUCUGUGUAUUUAAAUAUAUUAGCAGUGAUUCAUCUUAACUACUGUGAAAUGUCAGGAACAGUGAUGCUUUUAGAAUAAGCACACAGGUUUCUUACAUAAAUAGUACCAGUAAACUUCCAGACUCAUGGAAAAAAUGGAAAAGGUCACUGUCAACAAAAUUAAUUAUAUUAAGAAACUGCAAUAUCUAAUGUAUUUCUGCAGUCUGGAUUGUAAUAAAUAACCCUAGUUUAAAUAACUUGCAUCAUUCAUUCACAGACACAGCUGAAAAGAAAACCUAAAUACUUUCUCAGACCUUUGCUAGCUGAUGUGUGAUUAAAAAAAGCCAUUGCAUGUCAGUAAUUUGAUGGCAGGGCAUUAUACAGGAACCAAAUGGGGCUGUAGCACCACAAUAGGCUAGAGUCACAUGGGAUUCAGAGCCUAGUCACCCACAUUCCUAAAUCCAAGAAUGAACUCCAUUUAUGUGUUUAGCUUAUGCCUACAGCAUCUAUGGGCAACACAAGCUUUCCAAGUAACAUUUUAUUUGCACCACCUGAUGCAAUCAGGAAAAGUAAACAAGGUCCAUUUGGUAUCUAUUUUUUCUUGAAAUUACACCAGUCAAUCUAAACAGAAGGUCUUGCUCUGGGUACAAAUCUUGUCUUCCCUGUGUCCCCAGACAACAUAGCUAAACCAAAAUGACAGCAGUCUGUAGAAGUAGUUAAGUUCUUCAACUUGAAUAUUGCUGAACUGUCAAAGCUAUGGCACAAUUCUCCAACAAGGCAGAAGAGAAGACAGGUUGACACUAUAAUCCAGUGGCGCUUGCAGUGCUAGCAAGGCAGCUUUAGGCUCCUGCUCCUUACAAGCCUAUGUGAAAGGGAGCCCAAAUCUAUCAGCUGAACUUUAAUAGGGAAGUACAAAUUCAAGACCCCUGCUCUAGAUCAGGGAACCUGCAACAGGUUUUGUGCAUCUGUGCCCUGAUCACAAAGACAAUAAAGGUCUUUUCCAACUUAA